Molecule: messenger RNA, 862 nt
Organism: Pseudomyrmex gracilis
Lineage: Eukaryota; Metazoa; Arthropoda; Insecta; Hymenoptera; Formicidae
Exons: 3
Coding region: 17-862 (281 amino acids)
Source: RefSeq, a predicted model, not a curated record
ACGAAAUAGGAAGAGGAUGGUCGUCGUCGGCAAAAUCGGCAUUGUCUACCUGGUAACGCGCGUCUACCUGACAUGUGCCAUACUUACGGCCAAGGUAUUGUCGGAUCCAACCAAUAUAGCACGUCCGUGGAAUAGUUACCUGCCAAUCACCAGCGAAACGUCUUCUUCGUUCCCGAAACAUCUUAAUUAUCAGCACAACAAUCGCGCGAUCAGCAACGAUGCGAGAAAGCUCGCGUCCUCCGGAGAGUCACAGACGGAACAACCAUCAGGACUUCGAUCUGUGGUGAACAAUCGCAGACAAAAGUCGCAGACAGGUCCUCAAAGAUUCCCCGAGGAAAUUCACCAGAACGACGUUCGGCUCUCAACGAAAAUGCUGAACGUCUCGCCUUCAUCACCAACGACGACGACGACGACGACGACGACAACGACAACGAAGACGACAUUAUUAGAGUCACGAGGUACCCAUCAACGCCACGUUCCCCGACGAAUCGCAUAUCAGGAUAUCGAGACGCUCGACGGAUAUCUGACAGAAGAACCAAAUGACGAUACACCGCUAUAUCAUGAGGGACCCGAGCUGGCGACGUACCAUCACCGUCAUCAUCCGCAAGACAUAACGGCGACCAUCAAGAUCCUCGAUCGUUUCCUGAGCCGCACUCUGAACAACGACGGUUACAACAGCAAGCUACAUCCACCGCCCAAUCCCGUUCUGGCUCUCAUUCUGUCCCGAUACGGACGCUACGUGCCCGGACCGCGAAAUCCCCGCGUUUACGCGUACAUGGCAGUGAAUAACAUUCACAAUCAUCAACCGUUCGGCGCGUACAAAUACGAGUGCGACGAGGAGCCGAUCUACACUGCGAGAUAA